This is a messenger RNA of Dryobates pubescens (Downy woodpecker), 1762 nucleotides long. RefSeq names its product VANGL planar cell polarity protein 2 (gene VANGL2). Gene Ontology annotation, cellular component: plasma membrane. The record is from RefSeq and is a predicted model, not a curated record. The transcript is spliced from 7 exons. NCBI's taxonomy places the organism in Eukaryota, Metazoa, Chordata, Aves, Piciformes, Picidae. Gene Ontology annotation, biological process: establishment of planar polarity; Wnt signaling pathway, planar cell polarity pathway; multicellular organism development. Bases 174 to 1742 code for a protein of 522 amino acids.
AAGAGCCCAGCCAGGUGAUCAAAAUAGAGUCCCUCAAGGUGACAGUCGACUUCCUGAAGGUGCCCUUGGGCCUGAAGAAGCCACCGGUGAAGGAGGCGCUGGCGGCGGCGCCGGGGCCGGGCCGGGGGCAGGGCUGCGGCGCCGAGCGGCACCGGGGGCGGCGCUCGGACGCCAUGGACAAUGAGUCGCAGUACUCAGGCUACUCCUACAAGUCCGGCCACUCCCGCAGCUCCCGCAAGCACAGGGACCGUCGGGACCGGCACCGCUCCAAGAGCCGCGACGGGAGCCGCGGGGACAAGUCGGUGACCAUCCAGGCGCCGGGAGAGCCCUUGCUGGACAAUGAGUCCACCCGGGGGGACGAGAGGGACGACAACUGGGGGGAGACCACCACGGUGGUGACGGGGACCUCGGAGCACAGCAUCUCCCACGAUGACCUCAGCCGCAUCGCCAAGGACAUGGAGGACAGCGCCCACCUGGACUGCUGGCGGCACCUGGGGGUCACGCUGGCGGGGGCCCUGGCCCUGCUGGCCUUCCUCACCCCCUUGGCCUUCAUGCUGCUGCCCCAGCUGCUGUGGAGGGAGGAGCUGGAGCCCUGCGGCACGGCCUGCGAGGGGCUCUUCAUCUCGGUGGCCUUCAAGCUCCUCAUCCUCCUGCUGGGCAGCUGGGCGCUCUUCUUCCGCCGCCCCAAGGCCUUCUUCCCCCGCGUCUUCGUCUUCCGCGCCCUGCUGAUGGUCCUGGUCUUCCUCCUGGUGGUCUCCUACUGGCUCUUCUACGGGGUCAGGAUCCUGGACUCCCGGGACAGGAACUACCAGGGGGUGGUGCAGUACUCGGUGUCGCUGGUGGACGCCCUGCUCUUCGUCCACUACCUGGCGGUGGUGCUGCUGGAGCUGCGGCAGCUGCAGCCGCAGUUCACCCUCAAGGCCGUGCGCUCGGCCGACGGCGCCAGCCGCUUCUACAACGUGGGGCACCUCAGCAUCCAGCGAGCAGCUGUCUGGAUCCUGGAGAACUACUACCACGACUUCCCGGUCUACAACCCUGCCCUGCUCAACCUGCCCAAGUCUGUCCUGGCCAAGAAAAUGUCUGGCUUCAAAGUCUAUUCCCUUGGCGAGGCAGAGAACUCCACCAACAACUCCAGCAGCCAGUCGCGGGCGGUGAUCGCGGCGGCCGCGCGCCGCAGGGACAACAGCCACAAUGAGUUCUACUACGAGGAGGCCGAGCACGAGCGCAGGGUGCGCAAGCGCCGCGCCAGGCUGGUGGUGGCAGUGGAAGAAGCCUUCACCCACAUCAAGAGGCUGCAGGAGGACGACCAGAAGAACCCCAGGGAGAUCAUGGACCCCAGGGAGGCAGCUCAGGCCAUCUUUGCCUCCAUGGCCAGGGCCAUGCAGAAGUACCUGAGGACCACCAAGCAGCAGCCCUACCACACCAUGGAGAGCAUCCUGCAGCACCUGGAGUUCUGCAUCACCCAUGACAUGACACCCAAGGCCUUCCUGGAGCGCUACCUGAGCGCCGGCCCCACCAUCCAGUACCACAAGGACCGCUGGCUGGCCAAGCAGUGGACGCUGGUCAGCGAGGAGCCGGUGACCAACGGGCUGAAGGACGGGGUGGUCUUCGUGCUGAAGAGGCAGGACUUCAGCCUGGUGGUCAGCACCAAGAGGAUUCCUCUCUUCAAGCUCUCCGAGGAGUUCGUGGACCCCAAGUCGCACAAGUUCGUCAUGAGGCUGCAGUCGGAGACCUCGGUGUGAGCCGCGGAGAGGCCUGCGAG